Messenger RNA from Symbiodinium natans, 1944 nucleotides. Lineage: Eukaryota; Dinophyceae; Suessiales; Symbiodiniaceae. The record is from the annotation of a GenBank genome assembly.
AUGGCCUGGUCUCAUAUGGAGGAGGAAGAUCACACCGCCGACCCAGUGCUGUCUGCGCACUGUGAGGCUGCCGGCUUGGAGCUUGCGGUACGGACCUGGUGGCGCGGUGCACCCGGUCGAAGAACUCAGCGGGAGGACGUCUGGCUCCAAAAGAAUGCAGCAGGUGGCGUGCAGGCUGGUGCGCACCAGCGUUUGAUGCGUUGCGGGAUUCCUGAGAACGUUCUCCGGAGCGGCGUUCAGCUGGGCCAGGCCCUCGCGAAGGAUGCAGGGGUUUCCAAGAACUGGCGGCAGGUGGUGGAGAAUGCAUCCACUUGUGACAGCACCAGGAGGAAUCCGCCGAGCACCCCGACGGUGGCCAGCCCCGUUGGCAGCCCGGGCAGCGCGCGGGGCGCCAAAGAGGCUGUGAGGAAGUUCCAGGUCAAGCUGAUGCAGGAGGUGAACCAAAAUUUCGACCUCCGCUUGCCGAAGUCCGCUGGCGGAGGGCUUUUGCUCUCGCCGAGGAGGAAGCGGCCGGAAAUCGAUCCAACUGCGACUCCACGUCGGAACGAGGGGCUUCCACCACCGCGAGCCGUGCAAGAAUCGGACGCCCCAAGGCUGGUGGCUCCGCUGGUUCGCCCCAACAGCGUCAGCCCAAGCGAGCGGCAGGAUUCGCGAAGCAAGGGCUAUGGUCGCGCAGCCGUCGCCCUUCCGGCGCUGCGCAUCAUGAACGAGCUGAAGGACCACGAAUCGGAGCGACUCGCGAGCAAGGGUUCGCGGGCGACUCCCAGACCUAGGAAAGCAGAUGAGCCGAAGGACGGCGCUGAAACUGGGGGCAAGGGCUCCCGGACUCGACGGCAGCUGGAACUUUCGGUGGACACUACUCGAGAUGUGACAGAAAGCGAUGUCACGCCAAAGGCGUCGGGGGCCUCGGAAGAUAUCCGCCAAAUGCUCCGCUCCCCGUCGCACCCCGGGUCGGAGACGGGUGCCUACCCACCCCGCUCGCGGAGCAAACUACAGGACAUUUUCGCAGAGACCUCGAGCAAGCUGUUGGAACAUGGAUUGGGCCAAGGUUUGCGGGCGCAUUCGAUGCGACCCGGCAGUUCGCAGUCUGAGACCAUUCCAUUGUCGCCCUCGCGGUUCAGUUCGAAGGCGAGCAUGAACAGUCCUCGGCGGGCGCAGACCAGCAGCCGCUUCGACGAGUGGACCAAAAAGCAGGAAGAGAAGAAGACAGAGGAGGCCAAGGAGUACGAGGAGGAGUGUCGGAAGAUGGCGAGCGCGACGGACCUAAGCGUGGCUCUGAAAACCAGCACGUUGCUAAAUGACAAGAACGUGGCGCCUGAAGUGUUCCAGAAGAAGGCCGUUCAUGACCUCAAUGACAUUCGCAGAAUCUUCUCCCACUUUGACCAGGACGGCUCCGGCUACAUCGAGCCACCUGAGUUCAUCCCGCUGCUAGCCAAGCUUCUGCGUCGCCCGCAAGAGGAUCUCGACAGAGGAGAGGUCUGGGCCGUGUGGGAUCAGGUGGACGCAGAUGGCAGUGGCAGCAUCGACUUCGAUGAGUUCCAAAAGUGGUAUGCCGAGCUGAUGGGCAUCGACAUUCUCGACUAUGGGCAGAAUUUCAUUCCAGACGACAUCUCGGAGGAUCAGAAGAUGGUUCGCAGCGUCGCCAAAAGCCUGGGCAGGACCAUCCUCGAGGUGGAGAAGCUCUAUGAUGAGUUUAAGAAGCUGGAUGCAGACAACUCCAACACCCUGGAGAUGAACGAGUUCAAAGUCUUGAUUCAGAGGCACUUUGCACCAAAAGGUCCUGAAGUGCCCGAGCACGUCUUCAAGAUGUUUUGGAAGGAUUUCGACAAGGAUGGCCGGGGAUCUGUGACAUUCAUUGGAUUUGUCAAGUGGUACCUUAAGUUCAUGCGCGGGGACCAAGACCCCAUGCAGAUGUACUUUGCCUACAUGUCUGCCAGCCGAUGA